This is a messenger RNA of Oppia nitens, 588 nucleotides long. Its product is annotated as basic helix-loop-helix transcription factor amos-like. The transcript has a single exon. NCBI's taxonomy places the organism in Eukaryota, Metazoa, Arthropoda, Arachnida, Sarcoptiformes, Oppiidae. The record is from RefSeq and is a predicted model, not a curated record. The coding region runs from base 1 to 588 and encodes 195 amino acids. Gene Ontology annotation, molecular function: protein dimerization activity.
AUGAUUGAGUCCAAUCUAAUCGGCGGCGGCGGCGGCGACGACUCCAUCGACGCCGCCAGCGAUAUCGUCGCUGUCUCGCCGUCGGCCAACUCCUACUCUAUACCGUCGAUCGCCAGUUUCCACGACUCGUAUUCGUAUUCGUGCGGUUCGCCAUCAAAUGAUACCGAUUCGAUGGACACGACAUCGACAUUUGCGACGACCAUAACAAACAAAUCCAAUAAUAAUAAUAAAACAGUUGUCUGUUUGUCGACGACGACUGAUGAGUCGGUCCAAAGUGGCCGAACAACGACUGGCCAGACAAAGAAAAGCCGUAAACGACGUACAAACAAGACGUCAACGAAAGAUCAGUUGCUAUCGAUUGGCGACAGUAUGACAGCCAUCGCCGCCGCUCCGCCAGUGGUCCGCAAAAGACGACUGGCCGCCAAUGCCCGUGAAAGGAAACGUAUGCUAUCGUUGAACGUUGCCUUCGAUAAGCUCCGGGAGGUCGUACCAUCAAUCGGCGGUGACUCCAAACUAUCCAAAUACGAAACCUUACAGAUGGCUCAGCAUUAUAUUAUGGCACUCAAUGAGCUAUUGAUGAACGCCUGA